UAUUUUAUAUUUUAUUUUUGGUGUUCUUAGGAGUAUUUAACAGAAAAUUACUAGAUCUGGCGACUUCUGAUACGUAACACGACUUAAGUUGAAUUCAGGACAAGACUACCUGAUUACAGUGCAGAACUCUAUUUUCCAGCCAUGAAUUCCCUGUCUAUACUCCGCAGUGGCCCGUCAAUUGCACGAGCUUUGGGUUUAAUCAAAGCUUCGAAUUCCAUUCCCCAUAAUACAGCUUUUUCUUUCUCUCCUCGUCCUCUUGAAUGCCGCAGGUAUCAAGCGUCUGCUACAUGUAAAUUAUGGAAAAAGGAUUGUAAUAGGGCCCUGUCAUCUGUUAAAGCCACCAAUGAUGAAGAGGCUGCUGCCAGAGUCACUGCAGUAGAUGCCGAUACAGGGGCACCCACUAUAUUUGACAAGAUAAUUGCAAAGGAGAUCCCUUCGUCCAUAGUAUAUGAGGAUGAUAAGGUCCUUGCUUUUCGGGAUAUUAGCCCACAAGCUCCUGUCCAUGUUCUUAUUAUUCCAAAAUUUAGGGAUGGUUUAACACAGCUUGGCAAGGCUGAACAAAGACACGGGGAGGUAUUGGGUCACCUUCUUUAUGCGGCAAAAUUAGUGGCGGAGAAAGAGGGCAUUGUUGAUGGUUUUCGUGUUGUUAUUAACAGUGGUCCAUCAGCUUGUCAAUCUGUUUAUCAUCUUCACUUGCAUGUACUUGGAGGGAGACAGAUGAAAUGGCCCCCAGGUUAAGAUACAGAUUCAGAUGCCUAAAGUUUCUUGGUUUUGGGGUUUCGUCAGUUGCACUCUCUCCCCAAGAAUCCAGUACCUUUAAGCUCUUAAUAGCAUAAGUUUUUCUUCUGAAGCCAAGAUGGCAUAUUAUGUGUUGAAACUGUGAAAAUAUACCCACUUCUGUAGUUGGUCUAAUAAAUUCCUGUAUAAUCUGAGGGAUUACGAGUCAUUGGUUUGAUUUCGAUCCAUAGUAUUCUGUUCCCAUUAGCUCGUUGAUGUGAUCGUGCAAACUAGUUUUACA
Olea europaea var. sylvestris is the source of this 1018-nucleotide messenger RNA. Its product is annotated as 14 kDa zinc-binding protein-like. Gene Ontology annotation, molecular function: adenylylsulfatase activity. Gene Ontology annotation, biological process: sulfur compound metabolic process; purine ribonucleotide metabolic process. The transcript is spliced from 7 exons. The record is from RefSeq and is a predicted model, not a curated record. Gene Ontology annotation, cellular component: cytoplasm. Bases 142 to 738 code for a protein of 198 amino acids. NCBI's taxonomy places the organism in Eukaryota, Viridiplantae, Streptophyta, Magnoliopsida, Lamiales, Oleaceae.